Molecule: messenger RNA, 1800 nt
Organism: Verticillium dahliae VdLs.17
Lineage: Eukaryota; Fungi; Ascomycota; Sordariomycetes; Glomerellales; Plectosphaerellaceae
Product: C6 zinc finger domain-containing protein
Exons: 4
Coding region: 1-1800 (599 amino acids)
Biological process (GO): positive regulation of transcription by RNA polymerase II
Cellular component (GO): nucleus
Molecular function (GO): transcription cis-regulatory region binding; zinc ion binding; DNA-binding transcription factor activity, RNA polymerase II-specific
Source: RefSeq, a predicted model, not a curated record
AUGGCGACCGACGACGCUCCGUCCAGAAGUCGCCACAAGAGGACGAGGACCGGGUGUAUGAAAUGUCGGACCCGGCGCCGCAAAUGCGACGAGGAGAAGCCAAAAUGUCGGCGCUGCAUUGAGGGCGGCUUUGACUGCCAGUACGGCCCGAGAUUAACGUUCUUGCACAAGAAUGCUCUGACAGUGUCGCCAACGCCCAAAUCGAACGAGACGCAGUAUUCUCGUCUUCAGUUUGUUGAUCCUGGGUCCUCAGUCUCAACCUCGAAAGAGUUAGAUGGAGGUGAUGGCAACAAUGACAUGACGACGUCGCCGACAGCUUCAGGAGCCACGCUGGAGCGACUGAUCGAGUCGACGCCAAAAAAUCCAGAAAUACACGAGCUUGUGGCAGCUGAAACUCCCAGAGAGCAAGUGCCCUUCGUCAAUGAUCACUUCACGCCGGGACCCUGGCCGCAGGAUGGAGAUCCCAUCCAGAGCUCGCCACAGCAUUCUAUGGUCGUCAUGACCGACAGGAUGCAGGCGUCUCCCAAAGACGCCGACUACCAAACUGCCCUGACUGUGCUCCUUUCUCUCGGCAACGAUGAACCACCUCAGAUUCUUCAUUCCCCAAGCCAUGAACGAGUGGCGGCUUUACACCCACCACUCGUGUCCUCACCCAGCAGCGCAGGUGCGUCGGCAACCGGGACCAUCUCGCAGGAGACGAUUCUGCAGCUGCUCCGACAAUACCGAUACCAAGUUGCUCCUUGGCUAGACAUCUGCGACAUGAGCCAGUGCUUUGGCCUCGUCGUGCCACGGUUGGCGAUGGAAUCUGGAAGCGCACUGCACUCGCUGCUUGCGCUGUCGUCCCAGUCGUUACAAGCCGGACGGUUAACACAAACGAAUGAUCAUUCUCUCCAUAUCACAGCCGACACUGGCUUCAUGCAGAAUCAGGUCUUUGAGUCCGUCAACGAUAGUGAGCUCAUCCAUCUAGCACUCGCCAGUACAACGCAGUUCCUCAGAGAUGCGCCUGGCUCGUGGCAUAGCACAACAUGCCUUCUCGCUGAUGGCGCUCACUCGAAAGAGCUGGCGCAAACCCCUUCGAAACUGCGCUUGUCGGUGCUUGGGCUAUUGUUGAGACUGGACCUUGGCAAAGCCCUCGUCAAUGGCACGAGUGUGUUGAUUCCGGAUCAGCUCGACUAUCCAGCAACCCCCCCAGAGUGGCAAACAUCGGCUAUUGCCGACACUGUGUUUCAGUCCGCGAGCGAAUCUCUUUUGUUGUGCGCCCAAGCUGUCAACUUUGGCGCUUGUAGCUUUCCAGCGCCAGCGACCACCACUGGCAGCGCACCGCGGUCGCCAGUACAGCGGUGGACCAUGCUCAGCGACGCUCUGAGCGCUUGGUACACCAAUCGUCCUCGCGAAUUCCAUCCCAUGAUCGAGACGGAGGUCGACGACAGCCUGUUCCCCGUGUUGCUUUUCACAAAUGGUGCCGCGGUUUUCGCGAACCAGUUGUACCACACAGCCAUGCUUCUCAUGUUGCAGCACCGGCCUCGUACCCUGUCCGUCGGCGCCGCGCGAAAGGACCCCACCAUGUCGCCGCUAUGGCAUGCCCAGCGUGUCUGCGGCAUAGCGAUGAACAACGACCGACGGGAUAGCUGGGAUCUGUGUCUGGUGGCUGCACUCUACCGAGCUGCUCAGCGCAUGACGUAUGAGCCGCAACAACUGGCCGUGCUCGGCUGUUUCGAGAAGAUCAAGACCAUGACAGGGUGGGAUGUCAGCUUCUUCGUCAACAAGGCUCGAGAAGAUUGGGGUAUGGCCACUGGAUGA